CAUCCUUCUUCAUCCUAGGAACACAUGGCUUCUGCAAUUGUCGCAAGUCCAAAGUUCAACUCUUCAUCAUCCAAGCUGGCCUAGUAUGAUUGGCUCACCAACACCACCGGCGCGGUAAGAUGCUGUGAAAUGGCAUGAACUUAUAGAAGAUUGACAAGAUUGUGAGACGAAGAUGGCUUCGACUAACGACGCCGUAACCACUGCCCCGCAGCAGCAGAGACACAAGCUCGCAGAGUCGGCCGACUAUCCUAGAUGGAAUGCUGAAUUGAUCGAGGCUCUGCGGGCGAGGGACUUGCUCCCGUACGUUAUGGCAAGCGUACUAGAGCCCGCCGGCGAUGAGAAUUCUCCCGCUCGUCUACGUUGGCGAAAGAAUCGUCUUACCGUCCUGCUCAUGAUGAAGCGCUCAUUAUCGACUGAGAUGAAGAGUAAAUUGGCCAGCGCCGGAUGGGACUCUGCACACAACAGAGACCCAAAGAAGAUGUACGAUAUGAUCCGUAAGGUCUCCCAGGAUGAGGAGAACAACGUAUUAUCCCAAUCUCUAUCGCCUUUUGGAUCAAUUGCUACCAUGGAUGACCUUGAGAAAGAGAUCGAAUUGAUAGAGUAUGAAGAUGGCGAGGAAGAUUGGACUUCAAUCGAUGUACCAUCUAAGUCACCCCCGGUAGAAUCGAUCCAGGACCGUAUUGUGCGUGUGACGAAUGAUCUACGGGACUUAACAGCAUACUACGACAUCGACGGCUCGGCGUCGCGGAAUGGGAGGCUGGAGGUGUUCUUCCGGGACGAGCUCGCGGAUCUCGAGAGACAACCAUUCGACUCGUACUCAUCGCAGGACGAUAGAGUUGACCAUUUAUUGCUGCGCAAUUAUAUGCGACGCGCACGGCGCACGCUCGAGCUCGAUAAGGCCCGAGAUGCCAAGUUCGCAGCUUUUGUCGAGCCGUUUGCCGCCCCCAUCACAGCUUGGUGCGAGCAACGCCGGCGCGUCGAGUCGAUUGAUCCCAAGGAUUUCGCUAACAGCCUCAACGCAACGGAAAAGCUUAUACUACAGGCACGCGACCAUAUCAGCCACAAUUCCAGCAAAUAUUCAAAGGCUACCGGCUAUCGCGCUUCUCGCAGGGUGGCCGACCUACGCAGCAAGCUCGCAGAAACGUACGCCUUCUACAAGGAUUACGACCCCCAGUUCGAUUGGUGGGUAACUGAGCCAUACAAACGACUCGACGCCGCUCUUACAAAAACGGUCGAAUUCCUACGCGAGGUCCUAGUGGGUGUCAAGCCCGGCGACGAGGACACCAUCGUCGGAGAGCCUAUCGGCCGAGAUGGGCUCCUGACCGACCUCGAGGCCGAAAUGAUACCCUACGCUCCCGAAGAACUACUCCGCAUCGCCGAGAAGGAAUACGCGUGGUGCGAGGCCGAAAUGGUAAAAGCAUCCGAACAACUCGGCUUCGGGGACGACUGGCGCGCCGCCCUCGAGCAUGUGAAGAACCUGUACGAACCGCCGGGCGCAUACCCAGCCUUCAUCCGGUCGCUCGUCAACGAGGGCGCGGCCUACGUCAAGAAGCACGACCUCGUGAGCGUGCCGCGCGUGGCCGAGGAAGCGAUCCGCAUGACGAUGAUCACGGCGGCGGAGCAGAAGGUGUCGCCCUUCUUCCUCGGCGGCACCUGGAUGCAGAUGUCGUACCCGACGCGCGCGAUGGCGCACGAGUCCAAGCUCAUGUCGCUGCGCGGCAACAACCGCCCCUUCGCGCGCGCCACCGCCUUCCACGAGAUGAUCCCCGGACACCACCUCCAGGUCUUCGUCGGCGAGCGCCACCGCCACUACCGCCUGCCCCUCUUCGACACCCCCUUCUACGUCGAGGGCUGGGCCCUCUACUGGGAGAUGCUGCUCUGGGACCGCGGCGACUUCUUCGUCACGCCCGAGGAUAAGAUUGGUUCGCUCUUCUGGCGCAUGCACCGCUGCGCGCGGAUCUUGUUCUCGGUAAGGUUCCACUUGGGGCAGUUAAGUGCGGAGCAGUGUGUCGAUUUGCUGGUCAAGAGGGUGGGGCAUGAAAGGGCUACGGCGGAGGGCGAGGUGCGACGGAGUUUAGGGGGCGAGUACUCGCCUCUGUAUCAGGCUGGGUAUAUGCUAGGCGCGCUGCAGCUGAUGGGCUUGCGCAAGGAGGCGGUUGGGAAGGGGUAUGGUAGGAUACGGGAGAAGGACUUCCAUGACCGGGUGCUGAGGGCGAACGUCAUGCCUAUCGAGAUGCUGAGAGCGCUGAUUUUGGAUAAGGAACUUAAGAAGGACUUUAAAUCCGAGUGGAGGUUUUAUGAUGAUAAGCUAUGAUGGGAAGGUUGGACGGGAUAUGUUUGGUUCGUGUAUACAUAGUUGUGGCUUGCUAUUUUUACCGUGGGCCAGUUGAUGAUAUUUAGGUACGUUGCUUGGUUUACGGAUUAUGGUUUAUGAAUAUUGAAUUAAACAACACAUUGGGAUGAACUUCUCCUGGCUGUCAAGAUUGGUUGAAGUGUGUGAGAUGAGCUGAGGUGAUGGUCUUAGAUCGAAUUCCAGUCGCAUAUGAUCUGCUAGGAGCCUGCAUGGAGAAAUGAAUAUGUUGUUUAGCCUCUGUAGAUGGUCCAUAAGGUCCCGAGUUUGUCAAAGCAACCAGCUUUGUUCCUAAAAUGGUUCAUUUGCCUUUACUACCUACGUAUGUGUCACUAGAAUAAUAUCCCCUUAGAUAGAAGCCACAGAAUCAAGACCGUACC
Annulohypoxylon truncatum is the source of this 2730-nucleotide messenger RNA. RefSeq lists its product as uncharacterized. The record is from RefSeq and is a predicted model, not a curated record. The transcript has a single exon. NCBI's taxonomy places the organism in Eukaryota, Fungi, Ascomycota, Sordariomycetes, Xylariales, Hypoxylaceae. The coding region runs from base 173 to 2314 and encodes 713 amino acids.